AUGGCAAAGAAGAGUUACAAACAGCAUUCCAAAUCUGAGAAAAUCCAGGUGGGCUGUAUGUCUGGGCUGAUUCGCUUGCUUGACUUCCGUCGCAGUCCAAAACUUCUUUCAGAUGGGACAGUCAAAAGAGAUCCAAAAGGUUUUGAAGAUAUCCAUGGAAACAAAUCUGCUAUUAAUGGAAAAGACCACAGGGUUGAAUUGAUUUAUGCUGGUAGAUCAAGUAUUAGAUCUUUGAUGGAAGAAGAGAUGGCCAGCAGCACACAGCCCUUGAAGCAAGCACAAAGCAAUCUAACUGGGAUAUGCUCUGAAGAUAUUGAUCUAAACUUGGCUGCAAGUCUCAGGGAAAUCUACAGAUCUCGUACUGAAGGCCAAGAAAUCAGGAAUUCAAUUAAGUCAGGUUGCAGUUCCAUUUCGACUGACAAAGAGAACAAUACUGACACUCCUCAUUUCUAUCAGAUCCCAUCUAGUAUCCAGAGAGCUCUAGAAGAUGUCGCUGAAGCAGUUAUAAGACAUCAAUCUGCAAACAAAAAAUACAUAAACAACGGUGAUGAAACUAGGUCCAGAGAAUUCGUUGAUGCCCUACAGCUACUGAGCUCAGACAAGGAAUUAUUUCUGAUGCUUAUGCAAGACCCAAGCUCUAGGUUGUUAGAAUGUCUCCAAAACCUUUACAUGUCACUAGGAAGUACCAAGUUAGACUCUGAAGAAUAUGACGAAGAAACUGAGUUGCAAGGUAUGACCAAUAGUCUAGAGCAGCCAGUGACUUCUCCAAGUAAGGUGCAAAGAAGCCAUAAUUCUUUCUUGAAGGAGGAUAGGUUGGUCAUGAGGAAACCACCAAAGUUAAAUGAUAGUUCUCGUGGCCUUAGCAGAAUAGUAAUCUUGAAGCCAAGUCCUGCAAGAGGUCAUAGCAGUCUUAUCUCAGGUAGCGCAACUUCGUCACCACUAUCAAAUCAUAUUGAUUUGCAAGUUCAGGAAGCCAGUGAUAAACAUGAUUGCCAUUUCUCACUUAGAGAGCUUAAAAGGAGGCUAAGGCUUGCCAUUAGCGAUAAUCGGAAGGAUCACCAGUUAAACUCCACGAGUAGUAAUUUUCAUAAAGCUGACGCUGAUUCUGGCAAACUGCUUCCAGUCACAAGUAUGUCGGAGACAGAGAGUCUGGGAAGUACAGAUUCUUCUGACAGGGCUAAGGAACCAUCUAUUGUUGACAAGAAAACAGUCACGGAAGAUAGUGUAAGUGGGAUGAGAAAUGAUGUCGCUUAUGGUGUCGGUGUCAGCUCUUUCUCCUAUGAAAAAGCUAAGAUGUAUAUAAUUGAGAGAUUAAAUGAUCAAGGCGAAGAAAGUUAUCAAAUUGUACAGAAAUCUGAAUCUUUUGAGAGAUUAAUUUCACUGCCCGAGAAUGAUAGAUUUUCUCCAAGUGAUUGCCCUCGAGAGGAGAAAAUUAGCAUGGCACAUGAAGCUACAGAAUCGUUGAACAUGCAUACUACUGAGCAAGAGGAUGGUUCAGCAAGCCCUUACUCAACAAGGCUGUACCAGGAGACAGAAUCAGCCGACACUAGCAACUUAGGUACACAAAUGUUGAUUGAGCCCACGAUAGAUCAUGGUAGCCAUCCACAAAAUGAGGGCGCUAUCUCACAGGAGUUGAUCUGUGAAGGGGUUAAGAUCAUGCUAGAUACAAUGGAGAUAUCACCGCUCUGUGCUGAGACUGGAACUUCGCAGGAAGGAGUGGGAGAGACAAAUCCAGACGAAUGUUCAUUGGAGGAACCACAAUCCAUACCAGAACUAGCCCUGUAUUCUCCAGAUGGCUCCGUUAAUGAACAUGAGAACCAUAUUCCAUCAGAAGUUGUUGAAUUAGUCAAACCAUCUGUAUUGACAUUACCAUACUCGCUGGAAAAUACUAAUGACAAAGAGGAGAAAUUGAGUCCACAAUCUGUUCUUGAUCCCAUUGUAGGAGAAGUUACUGGUCCUAGACACAAAACUCCAAAGCGAGAUGAAUUCUCCAUGCCUACUUCCAGAGUGCUGUUCAAAGAUGUUGACGCUCCUUCAACAUCCGCAGCUUUGUGGAAUGGACCACAAGUAGCCAUUUUGGAUGACAAAGCCACAAGGGUGUCCUUCAUCAAGGCCGUGCUAGAAGCUUCAGAAUUGCUGUCUGAGGAAAAUUCGCAGAGAUGGUACACAGAAGAGCCACUGCUUGAUGUAUCUGUAUUGGCUGAAGUAGGAAAUUCGUACUGCCUGACAGACGAUGCAGUGCUUUUGUUUGACUGUGUGGAAGAAGUUCUUCUCAAGAUAAGGGACAAGUUCUUUGGUACCGACCCUUGGGUUAAUUUUCUGAAACACAAUGUACGACCAGCUCCAGUAGGAACACAUCUCGUUCAAGAGGUGGCUGAGGGAAUCGAUUCUCUUGUCGGUAAAGAAUUUCCAAACACUUUAGAACAGGUGAUGAUGAAAGACUUGGACAGUGGGUCGUGGCUGGAUCUUCGAGGCGAUACUGAAAGUGUUGUAGUUGAGUUGUGGGAUGGUUUGUUUGAUGACUUACUGGAGGAAGUGGUUUUUGAUUUGUGGCUUUGA
Molecule: messenger RNA, 2559 nt
Organism: Miscanthus lutarioriparius
Lineage: Eukaryota; Viridiplantae; Streptophyta; Magnoliopsida; Poales; Poaceae
Source: the annotation of a GenBank genome assembly